Molecule: messenger RNA, 1369 nt
Organism: Xiphias gladius (swordfish)
Lineage: Eukaryota; Metazoa; Chordata; Actinopteri; Istiophoriformes; Xiphiidae
Product: Golgi phosphoprotein 3
Exons: 5
Coding region: 217-1098 (293 amino acids)
Biological process (GO): Golgi to plasma membrane protein transport; Golgi vesicle budding; Golgi organization
Cellular component (GO): trans-Golgi network; cytosol; Golgi cisterna
Molecular function (GO): phosphatidylinositol-4-phosphate binding
Source: RefSeq, a predicted model, not a curated record
GUAGCAUUCAAUCUAACUUGUAGUUACUAGGUAUUCAAGUUAUCUUGGCCUCUACCUGCUGGAUAAGUUCGGUACCACAUUUACCAAACGGCGCCAUAUUAGAUAAGCAUUAUAUUGCUGCGGACGAAGUCAAGGAAGGGGAACAGUGCUCCAGAUGACAAGGCGUCGUCCGAGGCGUCUUGUUUUCGUCGUUGUUUAGCUAACCUGCCGGCAAACAUGACUUCAUUGACCCAGCGGAGUUCGGGCCUCGUGCAGAGGCGGACCGAAGCCUCUCGCAACGCCGCUGACAAAGACCGUCCAUCCGGCGAGGAGGACCAUGAGCCCCGACGGGGAGACGAGCAGGAAGAUGACGAUACCGGAGACUCCAAAGAAACACGUCUCACCUUGAUGGAAGAAGUGCUGUUGUUAGGACUGAAGGACCGAGAGGGGUAUACCUCGUUCUGGAAUGACUGCAUUUCAUCAGGGUUGAGAGGGUGCAUGCUGAUUGAACUGGCCCUGCGAGGACGCCUCCAGCUGGAGGCUUGUGGCAUGAGGAGAAAAGGUCUGCUGGCCAGGAAGGUAAUUUGUAAGUCAGAUGCUCCAACAGGUGACGUGCUCCUGGAUGAAGCCCUAAAACACAUCAAAGACACCCAACCACCGGAGACCGUGCAGAGCUGGAUUGAACUGCUUAGUGGGGAGACGUGGAACCCCCUGAAACUUCAUUAUCAACUACGGAACGUUCGCGAACGGCUGGCCAAAAACUUGGUAGAAAAAGGCGUACUCACUACUGAGAAGCAGAACUUCCUGCUUUUUGAUAUGACCACACAUCCUCUGACCAACAAUAACAUCAAGCAGCGCCUCAUCAAGAAGGUCCAGGAGGCUGUACUGGACAAGUGGGUGAAUGACCCUCAUCGAAUGGAAAAGCGGCUCCUUGCGCUCAUCUUCUUAGCCCAUUCUUCUGAUGUCCUGGAAAAUGCUUUUGCCCCACUGCUAGACGACCAAUACGACCUGGCCAUGAAGAGAGUGCGGCAGCUGCUGGAACUGGAGCCUGAAGGGGAGAGCAUGAAGGCCAGCACCAAUGAGCUGUUAUGGGCUGUGGUGGCCGCCUUCACCAAAUGAGGCUACGGAAAAAGCGGACAGCAAGCGGUUGUGGCAUUCAAAUGGCAUUGUAUGUUGGGGUGGGAAUCAAAGUACUGGCCCCAACAUGGUGACUUGACUAAAAUACAGUUUACCCCUGCCUGGACUUUUGGAAUGGGCUGCCCUCUUUUCUUGUUCCUCUACCCACUUAAUUCUCUUUUCCUUCCAGAUAACUGUCCUUGUUUAUCCUUCAUGGCCCAUUUCCCCCCAUGUGUCAUUUAUGUGUUCAUUUUUGCUAAAAAAAAAAAAAAAA